UUUGAUUCUUUCCCUUCUUAUUUCAAUCCCCAACAUUUUUCCCCUCUAGCUUCAGUUUCUACUACCUCACCACCACCUAAUUUCCUCCUAAACCUCGUGUCUCACACCAUCACAAACUCUCACUCUAUAAAAACACACCCGCACAACACCCAUCCACACUCACUUCCAUUUCCCUCAUGGAGUUUCAAAGACCCCUUUUCCUCUUGUUUCUCCUCACCCUUGUCUCAAGCUCCCAAGCCCUCAAAUUAAACGUUGGUGGAAACCAAGGGUGGGUUCCAAACCCUUCCGAGAGUUACAACAAUUGGGCCGGAAGAAACAGGUUCCAAAUCAACGACUCAAUAGUUUUCAAGUACAAGAAGGGUUCGGACUCGGUGUUGGAAGUGAAGAAGGAGGAUUACGACAAGUGCAACAAGAGCAACCCUAUCAAGAAGUUCGAAAACGGUGACACGGAAUUCAAGUUUGAUCGUUCAGGACCAUUCUACUUCAUUAGUGGAAAAGAUGGAAAUUGUGAAAAGGGUCAAAAAUUAAUUGUUGUAGUUUUGACCCCAAGAACACCACCAUCACCAAAAUCACCAACACAACCACCAAAGAUUUCACCUUCACCGUCGCCAAAGCCAAACCCACCAACCGUGUCGCCGCCGUCGCCGCCAGCCACCUCACCGUCUCCGGCCAUUUCUCCGGUGCCUUCCGCCGCACCUCCGGCGAAUUCUCCGGCCCCGGCCGGCGGACCCACGGCAAAUUCUCCGGGGCCGGCGAGCAUAACUCCGGCAGGGGCCCCCACAUCUACACCGUCAACCUCCCCUCCGGCGCCGGCACCGGAGACGGGGACCCCACCACCGGCACCGGGUUCAUCACCGCCGGCGCCGCCGGGAGCAAAUCCGACGCCGGCACCGUCGUCUAAUUCAACCGGGCCAUCACCGUCGUCAAAUUCAACGGCGCCGUCACCGAAAAAUAGUGGAUCAUGUGUGUCUCCUUCAAUUGUGUUGGUGUAUUCGCUUACAAUUGUUGUUGGGUCUGUGUUGUUGCGUUAUUGAUCAACCGUUUUGGGUUGAAUUUAAAACAUACAUUAGUGAGAUGUUUUGUAUUUUGGAGUUUGAUAUUGUUGUUUUUAAUUUGAUUUGGACAUGGUUUAGUAGCAUUAUUGUUCUGUGAUCGUGAGUUUUACAUUGGAAUUUCACUCUGAUACAUGAUUUAUUGUAGCAUGAUUUAUGGAACUUUAGCUUCUGGUGCCA
Messenger RNA from Cajanus cajan (pigeon pea), 1232 nucleotides. RefSeq lists its product as uncharacterized. The record is from RefSeq and is a predicted model, not a curated record. Gene Ontology annotation, cellular component: plasma membrane. Lineage: Eukaryota; Viridiplantae; Streptophyta; Magnoliopsida; Fabales; Fabaceae. Gene Ontology annotation, molecular function: electron transfer activity.